This is a messenger RNA of Papilio polytes (common Mormon), 1872 nucleotides long. It is a transcript of the gene msl-2, whose product is annotated as E3 ubiquitin-protein ligase MSL2. The record is from RefSeq and is a predicted model, not a curated record. Bases 115 to 1419 code for a protein of 434 amino acids. The transcript has 4 exons. NCBI's taxonomy places the organism in Eukaryota, Metazoa, Arthropoda, Insecta, Lepidoptera, Papilionidae. Gene Ontology annotation, molecular function: ubiquitin protein ligase activity. Gene Ontology annotation, cellular component: MSL complex.
UUGACAGAUUUAAAGCAGCAUUUGCGGCUUUUUGCUAGUGUUUUUUUUGAUAUCAUAUCACAGUGUAAACAAUUUAAGUUUUACAAAUGUAAGAGAACUGGCAUUUUAAUAACCAUGAAUGCUGGGAGUUUAUAUGUCUCCACUUGCCGGCUGAUGAUAUUAGCAGAAGCUGCUAACAAAAGUUCUUGGACCGAUUUAUUCCGUUUGGUCCCUUAUUUACGUCAGUCAUUGUCUUGCACAGUUUGUGGUAACCUUCUCGUAGAACCCUGCACUCCUAAGAACUCUACUUGCCAGCACCACGUAUGUAAAAAGUGCAAAGGUGGUAAAAAAAAAUUAAAACCAACUUGCAAUUGGUGUAAAGACUACGAGAACUAUUCGGAAAAUUUGCAUAUACGAAUACUUUUACAGUGUUAUAAGAAGUUGUGUGAAUAUUUCAUGGGUACCGAUGUAUAUAGAGUUUUGCUAGAAGAAGAUGAAAUUGCUACGGGUGUGAAUGGUUCGACAGUAGCGAGCUCUGCAUUAAUAGAUUUAGUACAGGAAGGUGCUGCUUUUAGUGAUAAUUAUGAAAGUGUUGCUGCCUCAUCAAGAUCUGAGUAUAGUAUAUUACCUUGUGUUUAUACAAAUACUACAUCCACACAAACACAAGGUGCGUCUACAUCAAAUGGUACAGAAGCAGGAAUGUCUAGUAGAGAACCUUCUAUUUCAAAGCCAAUGUCAAAUGGCACAUCACUUUAUUCUGUAAUGUACGCUGGUUCUGGUAACAAAAUUACUAUAAAACGAAAAGCUGUUGAGGAAUCAGAAUCACCUCCAGAUGAACCUCGUCGUAAAGAAUGUAAACCAUCUCGAAGAGGGGAAUCAGGGUUCAAGAAACCAUCAAACAAGUCUCGUAGUUCUGCAAGCAAAAGGAAAGGUUGCCGCUGUGGUAAUGCUACGGCAACACCGGGCAAGUUGACUUGCUGUGGUCAGAGAUGCCCCUGUUAUGUUGAAAGUAAACCCUGUACUGAAUGUAAAUGCAAGGGAUGUAGAAAUCCUCAUAGACCAGAUGGGUUAAAGGUACGGCCACAUAUAUCUCCAGUGGAGUCUUUGCAAAUAGCAUCAAGUUCAAACACGGACACUUCUCCAUCAUUCUCUAGCUCGAUGGACAGUCUAGAUACUGACACAUUGACUAUGGAGGAAAUGGAGGAAUCCCUCUGCUCAGAACUUAGUUCUGAUACAAAAUCUUCAGUAUACUCAAGCCAGUUGCAAAUAUCACCAUCUUUACCGGCCUCAAUAAUGAUGGAUGAGGAUCAAGAUUCACUUGAUGAUGACGAGAGUUCAGAUUACAAAUGCUCUUCAGUGGAGCCGAACGACCCUGAUGUAGUUUCACCACCAUCCGACACUCAGGAUACCUACAGCGAUAUUGAAGUUGAUGAUGUAUGACAUUAACUUUCUAGCCUUUAGGAUAGUCUAGUAUUUGUGCAAGAAAGUGACUGAACCAAAUGCAAGUGUAAGCGAUUUUGUUUUCAGUGACAUAGUUUGUUAUACUGUUUUUAUUAAGACUAAUUGAAUCUGAAAUGCCACAUUAAAAUAUGAUUUAUUAAGGGCCUGACCCAACAAAUUAUAUAUUGUCUGAUAACAAUCCAAAAUGUAAAAUAUUUGAUGGAAAUAUCAAAUAUUGUUACAAUAUCUGACAGUGACGUCAUAUUUAAAGUAUCUGAGCCUUUAUCAGCCAGUGGCGGGACAGCCCCUAGGUGUUUUAAAUCCGAUUUAGUAUUCGGCCGUCAGUUUUCGAUAUCUAUAGCAAGUAAAAUGUCUUGGGAAAAUUAAAAACCUUUUACACAUUCUAAUACCAAAGUUUUUUAAAAAUCUUUUUAAUAAACACUCACACAUGGA